GGGGGGGUUUGAUCUCGCGCUACGAAGUUUUCGGAUGUGAAACUGAGGCCGUGCGCGUCGGUUUGAUGACAACUACGACAACGUUAAACGGUUUACAUAGGUGUCUGGGAGGCUGAGAGGGGUGGAGGAGGAUGUCAGGAUAUCCCUAUUCAUACUCCGGUCCAUUAGGUGGCUCUAUGCGCUUCAAGAAAAGAAAGUCUCGCUUCACCUUCCGUGAAGUGCAGCUGCUGCUCACUGAGGUGAAGAGGAAUCGCCACAUACUGGUUGGUAAAUUCAACCAGGGUGUCUCGAGCGACAUUAAGAAACGCACAUGGGCCACCCUCACAGCUCGCAUCAAUGAGAUCAGCGAGUGCCACCGUGAGAUCAUCGAGGUCAUCAAGAAGUGGUCGGACCUCAAGUGCGACACCAAACGCAAAGUGGCGGCCAUGAGGGCCUCUGGCUUUUCUGCAAGCCGCGUUGCCCAGGACCUCUCUCCCAUUGAAACCAUGGUGCACCAGAUACUGCAGAUGCCCGUGCCUGCGGAGAAAAGCAUGCUCAUGGCGAGCCGUCCCCCAGACAAGGACGAGGACAGCCGGGGUGCCCUAGUGGUGCCACUGCAUUCGCCUGGCAUGGCGAAUGGCAGGUUGCUCGCCCAGAUGCUGCCUGUGCAUGUUCCUCCACCUCUGCACCCUGGCACGGCUGAAAAAGUAGACCAGGAUCUGCCACUGCAUGACUCUACAGUGCCUCUUACUGACUUCCACUUUGAACAAUCAGGCAUUGAAGACCAGGGCCCACAGAUCUGUGAAGGACGACGUCAGUCUGAUCCAAGUGCAAUUUUUCAUGACCCUCCCAGCACUGGCAGAGACCGCAUUAAAAUCAAAACCCAGCACCAGGUCCCCAGUGACAUCACGGUUGACGUCGGGAUCCCUUCCUGCGUGCCGCCCCUCCCCUCCUUGUCGAACUCUGGCACCCUACAGGUGCACCUGUCCAAGAGUGCCUCUCUUAGCCUGCAGGAGCAGCAGGCCACCACAGCACUGAUGGGGGCACUGUCGCGCUCGCUUGAGUCGCUGUCGGAGUCUGUGCAGCAGCUGGCUCAGACACAGCAGGAGUUUGCACGCGACACGCUCCGUCUCCAGCGAGACGCGUUGCACGUGCUGCGGGACUUCUCCUCCAGCGCCCUGGCGCUCAUGCAGGACAAGGUGAACGGGCACCCAUAGCAAUGCGUCUCCCUUCACCAUUCUUGCGCCUGCUCAAUCCGUGCACUGCAGAGGAAUGCAGUGGACCAAUCGAACAGUAUGCCUUAGAAGGACAGAACCACAUACUACUAUUGGACCAGGCUUCCCUUACUGUGUCCAGGGAGAUCAUGGUUCUGGAUUCAGAUGCACUCUAAGCCCUGCUUACUGGGUGCAGAAGCCUUUGAAAUAAGGCUUCUCUAAACACCAAUAGAGGAGAGCAGACAGGAAAAGGGGCCAUAGAACAGGUGAAAAGUAGCAUUACUACAGGAAACCGUACCUCAGACGAAUAAAAGCUCAUCAGAGAUGGCUCUAUGCUUUUCAGUAAUGAAUGUUUGGGCCAUUGAUACGACCCAUUUACUUUAAAUUUACAGAGCUUUAUUUAAUGAUGCAAUGCAAUUUAAAGCUAAUUUUAAAAUACUACAGUGGUUUACAUUGAGUGAUAUUGUUAAAAAAUAUAUUUAUCUGAACUUCUCAGACAGUAAAAUAGUCAACAUAUUGAUCAUACUGCCUGACUUGGAUUUUUUUUUUUCUCUCUUUUUGUGCCAGUCAUCCAGUUUGCCAGAGUGAACUUUUCAAUGCUUCCUUCCUGAACUAAAGGUUACCAUUCAGACCUUAAAUACAUGUCUGGACUCUAUAUAGAGAACAUGGUUUGUAGUAAAUGUGCAGUUCUUUUAACUUUCAGUAUGGUUUUUGUAAUUACCUUCAUCUGGUCUCAAUUGUGAUUGACUGUAUUUUCAUUUUUCCUCUCUAGGUCACACUUACCAUAGAAUUUUCAAAUAUAAAGAGGAUUCAUAUGAUACAGCUUCUGCUGUUUUUGGCUGCUCUUCCAGUAAUAAGGAACACUGUUAAAUGUUUUCCUACUGUAAUUCUACUAUAAAGGUUGGAAUAAAUAAAAAUAAACAUCUUGAUUCGAA
This is a messenger RNA of Electrophorus electricus (electric eel), 2128 nucleotides long. RefSeq lists its product as uncharacterized. NCBI's taxonomy places the organism in Eukaryota, Metazoa, Chordata, Actinopteri, Gymnotiformes, Gymnotidae. The record is from RefSeq and is a predicted model, not a curated record. Gene Ontology annotation, cellular component: nucleus.